This is a messenger RNA of Delphinapterus leucas (beluga whale), 10188 nucleotides long. It is a transcript of the gene NCKAP5L, whose product is annotated as NCK associated protein 5 like. The record is from RefSeq and is a predicted model, not a curated record. Gene Ontology annotation, cellular component: microtubule plus-end. Gene Ontology annotation, biological process: microtubule bundle formation; microtubule depolymerization. NCBI's taxonomy places the organism in Eukaryota, Metazoa, Chordata, Mammalia, Artiodactyla, Monodontidae.
UAGUGAAAAGAAUGGCAUUGUUCUUCAUUUUUGCAAAUCUGUCAUGUCUGACUUAAUAGAAGGCAGCUGGAUUCUCAUAUCGGCUUCUGUAUUCAAUCUGUCGUGUUAUCACAUAUCACGUAGUCUCUGGAAAAUGCCACUAUGUACUCAUGAGAGUUAAAAAGGUAAGUAAUGUCUUAGUGAUAUUGUGAAAAUAGUUUUGACCCUGUAGAUUCCUUGAAAGGGCCUCGGGGUCCCUGGACCACACUUUGAGAACCACUGUUCUAGAACAACCUCCACUUGGCAUGAAGGAACUUAUCCUUGAGAAACUGAGUGAUUUGCCUAAAGUCACACAGCAAAUAAAUUGCAUUGUUGGGACUAUAAGCCUUCUGCCUUCUGGUCUGAGGCUUUUUCCAGUACCCUUGGCCGGGCUGGGAUGGGCCUGCUGGGCUUUUGGGAGUGGGGCCUGGGCUUCUUGGCCACAGAAACCCUGGUGUGUGCCCCUAUAAAUAAACCCAUUGUGUCUGCCUGUGCCCCUUCCCUCUCCCCACCCUCAGCAGUUGCUUUUAGUGUCGGGUUAUGCUGUGAACAGGGAACGUUGAGGAUCUGGGGGAGGAGAGAUAAAGGGUAUUGAAAUCUGUAAGCCUUUUGAGCUUGUAACACUGCUGCCCUUCCUCCUGCCCUGCCUGGAAAGGCAGGGGACUGUCCUACUGUCAGUUUGAAAGAACCUAUACCAUGGUCUGGAGGUUCUUGGAGUGCCUGUGAAGAGGAAGUUGGAGGAGGGGUGCAGUGGGCCCCUUCCCCAUGGACACUUGCCUCUCAGAAGGGCUAUUGUGUCUUGGGGCCAGUUGUCUGGAGGAGGAAAGGAAAUUCUUGUCUGCCUCUUUCCCUGAGUGGGGAGGAGACCAGUUGGAAUACUUGGGGCUAAAAGAUGCUUUAGGCCAGAUUAAGGUGGCCACUUUCAGGCUAGGAAUGCCCUGGGGCCUCAGUCCUCAUUUUCCUCCCCACACCCCAGGGCAGCGCAAGGGCUGAUCUUGUCUGGAAGGGAGUGUUUGCUGUGGGUGAAGAAGUUGCUGUUUACAAGUAGACUUUUGGGUGUGACUGGGAUUUCAGAAAGCAGCUGGGGGAUGGGGGGAGCAGAGGGGAAAUGGUUGUGUUACGGAUGAUUCUGUUAUUAAAGUGAGCUCCAUCUCUGCCUUCCCACAGCUGCCCACCCCUCCCCCACCUCCUGGCCCCUUGCUUUUUUCCCUAGAGGACUCCGGGGGGGAACAGCUGGUGAGCGAGGGGCUCAUCAGGGCCCAAAGGCCUUGGCUAAGGGCCAGGGUAAGGGAGCCUGGAGGACAGGCUUGCUGCCAUCUCUCUGGCCCCUUCCUCCCAGGCCUGGACUCUGAGUUUAGGGAGGGGUCUUGCUGGUGCCCUGGCUGGAGAGGGGGUAGGAGCUGCAGACUCUACUCCUUUGAUCUGGCUGACUGAAAGGCCAGGACAGUCCCAUCUUUUGGGGCUGGGGGGCCUUACAUGACUGACUAGGCUGAAGAGAUAGUGGUCACCCAGAUUCACUCAGGGAUAGGGCUGCACCCACCUCAUCCCCGGGUUACCCAGAAACCCCCUGAGCAGCUGUUCCCCCUUCCCUGUCUCUGAAGGAGGGCCAGAGAGGCUCUGCUCUUCCUCCCUUCCGCCCCCUCCCUCCCCUCAGCACUGAGGUCACCUCCCUCUGAAUCAGGCUUUUGCGGGGCGGGAUUGCCCGCUGGCAGUUCUGGCGGGAGAAGCCUCCCAUUCAAGCUCGAGCUCCCACCCACUGCAGCUCCGUCCCUACCCAUCCUGGCCAGCACCAUGUGUUCCAGACCCACAUCCACCAUCUGGGAUAUGGUGUGGGACCACCAGAGGAAUGCCUGAAACCAGGGCCAUCCUGAAAAACCCAGGCCAGGGCUUUUCCUGGGCCCCAGGUGGGCUGAGCACAGAAGCUGUGAGUAGCAGUUGUGGGGCCUGAGGGAGGAUGAGGGUGCUCGGCCCUGGGGAGGUGGGUCCCACUGACCCUGCAGGGACAGCCACUGGGGAACCGACCUGAGUUUUUUUUGGGUUUUUUUUUUUGUGUUUGUUUUUUCUCAUGAGAUUUGGGUCGAAAACCCAGACUCUGAAGGGCCAAAUUCCUAAUUGGGCUCAGAUUGGGAGCUAGAGGUGGUAUUCUCUCUCUCGAUCUUAAUGUUCCCUAGAGGAGGGUAAAGAUGCAGGAAGUUUUCUUUUCAUCAUAGAAAUCUUGAGCUCAAACUCACCCUGCUCACAGCGUGCGUGCGUUGUCUCCCCAGCGCCAAGUUUAAAUGCAGGCCUCUUCCGAGUGACUCAGCAACCCAGGCUGACAGCUUCCUGCCUGCCCUCUGCUUGUGGCCCUGCAGACACAGAGAAAACCCGUCGCCCUGAGUUGGCUGGACCACUUUGGCAGAGGGCAGAAAACUUCUCCCCAAGGUGGGGUUGAGUCACAGCCUGCCUUCAGCCGACAUUUCCGGAGCCUCUCCCAGGCCCUGCUCAGGAUACGGAGACCGACCCCCAUGACCAAGUUGUUGCACUUAGGGGGCUUGUCCCUUGGAGGGUCUCCCCUAGGUCACAGUGGGACUCAGGCCUCCCUGCCCUGGGAUCCCCAGGGGCUCAGAUCAGGAGGGUGGCAGUAGUUGGCUUUGUGGGGUGUGUUGGGUCUCUGCCCUCCUCAACACGCAAAGCCACAUAUACCUACUGCACAGCCAGCCCUCGCAGUCUGGGCCUCAUGCCUAAGCUGGAUGCUUUUUUUUUUUUAUUUUAUUUUAUUUUUUUUAGGAUAAGAUACCCUCCUAAACCACCUUCACCCUUAGUUUGGUUUUUGUUGUGUGAAGAAAACAAAGACUCGAGGUUUCUACUGUUUUAUCUUUCCCUUUUCUGGCCUCCAGACACUGCCCUGUGCAUCCUACUCCCCUCCUUCAUCCCCCUGUUUUUUUUUUACACUCCCCACCCCAGCCCCUCUACUCCUGGAGGUGUCCACUGGGGAACUAAGUGGUGAGGGGGCUGAGGGGACACUGGUGAUCUGUGGGGACAGGCCUCUCCUAGAGCAGUGGGAGCCUCUGCCUGGCAAGAGGAUGGUGGCCCAGAGAUGGGUGAUGUGGGGUGGCCUGGAACUGGUCCAAUGGUGGAGGUAACCCGAGGCCUUUUUUGGUUUUAACCUCUAUUUGUGUAUGUGGGAAGGAGGAUUUUUCCUGAAUUUUUUUCGUUUCUUUCGAGGCCUGUCCAUUUCUAAAUAUAUCAAGCAUGAUAAUGUUGCGAGCAAAAUGAAGUUAUACUUGAUACAUUUUUAUGACGUUAAAAUAACAAAGGACUUUAGAUUGUGGCAGAGUGUUAAAAAAUAAGCAUUACACAGUUUUUCCUUUUAUUCUGGUUUUCAGAAGCCCCCUUCCCAUUAUUGUGCACACAUGCUUGUUCUCUCUCCCUCCCCCAUCCCACCCAGAAAGGAGCAUUCUCCCUUUCUGCUGUUACCCUUUCUCUUUCUAGGGUAUCAGGCAGAGAAGAAUGAGGACUGGGCUGGCCCUGCAGCUGGAGGGCUGGCAGGGACGGGGUUGAAGAGGAGGAGGCCCCUGAGGGCAGGGCAGAGGGGCAGCACCUCACAUCUUCAGGAGACCCUCCUGCUCAGACCCCCUGGGUGACGGGCCUGGGACUCAGAGUCCACUUGCAAGUGAACCGCUGAAGUAGCAGUGGGCUCCAAAACGUGAAAAGCCUCCAUUUAUUGAGUCCAUGCAAGACACUCUACAUAUCUCACUUCAUGCUCCAACAGCCCUUUGGACUAAGUAUUCUUAUCCCCAUUUUACAGGUGAGGAACAGAUUUUGCAGAGUCAGAUUCUAACCCAGAUCUCUCUAACUGCAAAGCUCUGAGAGCACCGGGACCAACUACACAGAGCACACAGUACAACGUGUGUGUACAGAGAGGUUGCAUAGGAAGGGGGGACCCAGGCCCGUCCACUGUGCUUUGUGAACCUGCCAUAUGAUGUGGGCAGCAUCCUUUGCCUCUGGAGCGUGCUGCAGACCAGGCUGGCACCCCCGCCUUGCCCUCCUUUUCUGAGGCAAGGUGACCAUUCUGGCUGCUUGCAUGAGUGUGCCAGCCUGGGUGAGAAGGCAGAGACAGCCUGCGGGGCUUCUCUCACUUGUCCCCAGGGCCUGAUGUCGGAGGCCAUGGACCAGCCGGCCGGGAGCCCUGGAAACCCGAAGCCAGGAGAGGGUGGUGAGGGCAGCAUGGAGCCGGGCACCUGCCAGGAGCUCCUGCACCGGCUGCGGGAGCUGGAGGCAGAGAACUCGGCACUCGCCCAGGCCAAUGAAAACCAGCGGGAGACCUACGAGCGCUGUCUGGACGAGGUUGCCAACCAUGUGGUGCAGGCGCUGCUGAACCAAAAGGACCUGCGGGAGGAGUGCAUCAAGCUGAAGAAGAGGGUAUUUGACCUGGAACGGCAGAACCAGAUGCUGAGCGCCCUGUUUCAGCAGAAACUUCAGCUCACAGCAGGCUCCCUCCCUCAGAUCCCACUCGCCCCACUCCAGCUGCCUUCAGAGCCACCAGCCUCUCCCUCCCUGAGCUCCGCUGAGGGACCGGCCACCUCGCUGCCUCUGGGGCGCUGUGCUGGGCAGAGAGAGGUGUGUUGGGAGCAGCAGCUGCGGCCAGGAGGCCCAGGACCCCCGGCCGCCCCACCCCCAGCGCUGGAGGCCCUAUCCCCGUUCCUUCGAAAGAAAGCCCAGAUCCUGGAGGUGCUGAGAGCCCUGGAAGAGACUGACCCCUUGCUUCUGUGCUCACCUGCCACCCCCUGGCCGCCUCCAGGCGAGGGUUCCGGCUCCCCAGAGCCCAUCAAUGGCGAGCUAUGUGGCCCACCUCAGCCUGAACCCUCUCCCUGGGCCCCCUACCUGCUACUAGGUCCUGGUAGCCUGGGAGGCCUGCUGCACUGGGAGCGCCUCUUAGGGGCCCCAGGGGAGGAAGAGAGUGCUGGGCGGCCCUGGGGCCCUAGUAGGGGCUCCCCACAGGCCCAGGGCACCGGUUCCGGGCCACCCUGCGCCCCAGGCAGCAGCUCCUCCUCCUCUUCUGAUGAGGCAGGUGACCCCAACGAGGCACCCAGCCCUGACACCCUGCUCGGGGCCCUGGCCCGCAAACGGUUGAACCUGGGCCAGCUCCUUGAGGACACAGAGUCUUACCUACAGGCCUUCUUGGCCGGGGCUGCUUGCCCACUCGGCGGGGAACAGCCGGGUCCCAGGCAGCCAUCCUCCCCAGACCAGGGGCCCCAACAGCUGUCCAAGUCCAAAGGCCUCCCCAAGUCAGCUUGGGGAGGGGGUACCCCGGAGGCCCACAGGCCGGGCUUUGGUGCUACCUCAGAGGGCCAGGGGCCCCUCCCCUUCCUCAGCGUGUUCAUGGGUGCAGGGGACGCCCCCCUGGGCUCACGGUCUGGCCACCCCCACUCCUCAUCUCAGGUGAAAAGCAAGCUCCAAAUUGGCUCCCCUUCUCCCGGGGAAGCCCAAGGACCCCUUCUGCCCUCUCCAGCCAGAGGUCUCAAGUUUCUAAAGCUGCCUCCAGCCUCAGAGAAGGUACCCAGCCCAGGGGGCCCCCAGCUCAGCCCCCAGCUCCCCCGGAACUCCCGAAUCCCCUGUCGGAACAGUGGCUCAGACGGCAGCCCCUCCCCGCUGCCGGCCCGCAGGGGUCUGGGCGGAGGAGAGCUGUCCCCAGAGGGGGUGCAGGGUCUGCCCACCAGCCCGUCACCCUGCCCCACAACCCCAGAUUCUGCACAGCUCAGACCUCCCCAGCCAGCCUUGUCCACUACGCUUUCCCCGGGACCAGUGGUGUCUCCUUGCUACGAGAACAUUCUGGACCUUUCCCGGAGCACCUUUAGGGGGCCUUCCCCAGAGCCACCUCCAUCUCCGCUGCAGGUGCCCACCUACCCACAACUAACUCUGGAGGUGCCACGGGCCCCUGAGGUCCUCAGAAGCCCUGGAGUCCCCUCCAGCCCUUGCCACCCAGAAUCCUGCCCCUAUGAGAGUGCCCAGGAGAAGAGUUUGGACAAGGCAGGCUCGGAGUCUCCCCACCCUGGCCGCAGGACCCCCGGCAGCUCGUCCAAGAAACCUGGUCAGGGGCCAGGCCGGCGACCUGGGGAUCCUGGCUACACACCUCUGCGGGACAGACUAGCAGCCCUGGGGAAACUGAAGACUGGCCCCGAGGGGCCCCAGGGCCCAGAAAAGAAUGGGGUGCCAGCUAGGCCUGGCACCGAGAAGGCCCGGGGAGGAGGGAAGUCAGGGGAGAGCACUGGAGACACAGCGCCCUCUGCCUCCAGGCCCCCUGAGCAGCCAGAAGCCAAGGGGGCCCUGCGGGGGGCCGUGGCCUUAGGCACAAGCAGCCUGAAGCAACAGGAAUCUGGGCUCCUGGGGGACCCUGGGUCCCGAGUCUACUCUUCCCACUCCAUGGGGGCCCGGGUGGACCUGGAGCCUGUCUCACCAAGGAGCUGCCUCACCAAAGUGGAGCUGGCCAAGAGCCGGCUGGCAGGGGCCCUGUGCCCCCAGGUACCCCGCACCCCUGCCAAAGUGCCAACCUCAACCCCCAGCCUCGGCAAGCCCAAUAAGAGUCCCCAUGGCAGCCCGACAAAGCUGCCUUCUAAGUCGCCCACCAAGGUGGUGCCCCGACCUGUGGCCCCACCAGCCACCAAGGAGCCCCCCAAACCUGACAAGGGGAAGGGCCCACCCUGGGCAGACUGCAGCGGCACUACGGCCCAGCCCACACCCCCAGCACCUGGCCCUGCCGACCCAGGCCCAGGCCCUGAGGGGCGGGCCCCACACUCGGCCAUUGAGGAGAAGGUGAUGAAGGGCAUCGAGGAGAACAUGCUGCGGCUCCAGGGCCAGGAGCGGGCCCCCGGCACCGAGGCCAAGCACCGCAACGCUAGCAGCAUCGCCAGCUGGUUCGGCCUUAAGAAGAGCAAGCUGCCAGCGCUGAACCGCCGCACAGAGGCCGCCAAGGGCAAGGAAGGGGCUGGCGGGGGCUCCCCGCUCCGGAAGGAGGUCAAGAUGGAAGCCCGGAAGCUGGAGGCCGAGAGCCUCAACAUCUCCAAGCUGAUGGCCAAGGCAGAAGACCUGCGCCGGGCACUGGAGGAGGAGAAGGCCUACCUGAGCAGCAGGGCCCGGCCACGGCCCGGGGGACCAGCGCCAGGGCCCGGUGCAGGCCUGGGGCAGGUGCAGGGCCAGCUGGCCGGCAUGUACCAGGGUGCGGACACUUUCAUGCAGCAGCUGCUCAACAGGGUGGAUGGCAAGGAGCUGCCCCCCAAGAGCUGGCGGGAGCCCAAACCUGAGUAUGGCGAUUUCCAGCCAGUGUCCUCUGACCCCAAGAACCCCUGGCCGGCCUGUGGGCCCCGAAAUGGCCUGGUGGGCCCUCUUCAGGGCUGCGGAAAACCUCCUGGGAAGCCAAGCAGCGAGCCGGGGAGGCGGGAAGAGAUGCCCUCAGAGGACAGUCUGGCUGAGCCAGUGCCCACCUCACAUUUCACAGCCUGUGGCUCUUUGACUCGAACUCUGGACAGUGGCAUUGGGACCUUCCCGCCCCCAGACCAUGGCAGCAGUGGGACCCCCAGUAAGAAUCUUCCCAAGACCAAGCCGCCACGGCUGGAGCCCCCGGCCGGGGUGCCCCCAGCUCGGCCCCCACCCCUUACCAAAGUCCCCCGCCGUGCCCACACACUGGAGCGUGAGGUGCCUGGCAUAGAGGAGCUGCUGGUGAGCGGGCGGCACCCCAGCAUGCCGGCCUUCCCCGCCCUGCUCACCGCUGCUCCGGGCCACCGGGGCCAUCAGACCUGUCCCCACGGUGAGUGCCUGGGCAGGGGGGUGGGCCUCUCUGGGAGCUCCACCCACCACCCACCUUCCCCUUGUCCCCGGAUAGAUCCUUGUGAAGACCCAGGCCCUCCUGCUCCUGUCCAGCUGGCCAAGAACUGGACCUUCCCCAACGCGAGGGCAGCCAGCGGCUCCUCUGACCCUUUCCUAUGCCCACCCCGACAACUGGAGGGGCUGCCCAGGACCCCCAUGGCCCUGCCCGUGGACGUGGACGGAAAGCGGAGCCUGGAGCCCAGCCGCCCAGCUCCUGCGCCCCAGGGCCCAGCGUUUGGGGGGAGCCGCACCCCCAGCACAUCGGACGUGGGCGAGGAAGGGAGAGUGGCCAGUGGGGGCCCCCCGGGGCUGGAGACCUCAGAGUCUCUCAGUGACUCACUCUAUGACUCGCUGUCCUCCUGCGGGAGUCAGGGCUGAGCGGUUGCAGCGGCCACGCCCCGCUCUGGCGUCGGCUCGCCUCACGCCCCGCCCCCUCGGGGCCCGUGGGGCCCCUCCCUGAAGGGACCAAGGAGGUAGAUGGACAAGAAGGUGAAGGGGGUCCCCGGCACACCCCACUGCCCGCCGCUGCUGUGGAGGAGAUGACCGCUCUCAGCUCAGGGAGAGACCCCACCCUUGGUCCCUUCUCUCACCCAGAGUAAGGCUCUUCCUCUGCGGGACUGGGGGUUCGAGGCCGCUGUGUCCCGGCCCCCAGCUCCCACUUCAGGCUGAGCCAUCUUGUGGUGCUGGGCUUCCUGCCCACCAGCCGUGCCAUCUCCACCCACCCUGGCAGCUCCCCUGCCUCAGAAGCCCCGUGCUGGUGGAGUUCAGGGGCGAGGGGUCAAGUUGCCUUCUCUCUGUCUGCCCUGGCCCUCCCCGCUGUCUGGAUGGUGCUGCCCUCUCCUGCCCCAUGUCUUUGGGGCCCAUUUGUUGUCUUUUUUGUUGUUGUUUUUUUUUUAUAUUAAAGCACCUGGCCCAGUCUCCACCCGCCCGCGCCCCUUCCCCCCAUCCCCGCACUGCGGUUAAUUUAUCUGUUGUUAAAAAACGCGGCUGCUCUGCUUCCAGCCUCUGCUUCUGCCGUAUCCCUAAUAAAACGUGGAGGCCCCUCCCUGCCCCUGACUCAGCUCAUUCUGUGGGAGGACUCAGGGAUGGACAGGCAGGUGGAGACUGCGUGGGCACCGGGGUGCAGGACUCCAGGGCCCUGGACUCUGCUCCAGGCUCCCUUGUGAGGCAGCUCCCUCCACCAGGGCCACUGGCUGGAGUCACCCUAGAAGGUAACUAAGGGUUGGGGAAGUGGGGUCUGUUUAGACCUGGAAUGGUGCCUGGGGGUGGGGAAAUUUCCCUGGCACAGGGCUUGGGCGGGGCAGAAGGCUGGGCUGCCCCUUGGAGAGAAGAAGAUGGGGAGGGUGUCUUUGGGCGUGCGCUCAAACCCUGGACAUACCAGCUCAGGUGGGACGUGCAGACUCUGAGCUUCAGGGGCCCAGGAGUAGACAGAGUUAAGUGUCCACACCUCCCGUUGUCGUGAAGUGAGGCGCAACUGGGCCUCCAACUUGCCGCCUUCUAGUCUCUCCACAGACUUUGGGCUUUCCUCAGAGCUUCUUGCCCCUAUUUCUACCUCAGAUUUCAGCCAGAAGUUCCCCUGGCUCUCAAAUUCUUACUUUAGGAUGGGGAGGCCAGGAAUGAGGCGGUGUGGAAGGGUCUCCGUGUGACGUGAGAAGGCCAUGGGGUGAGUGGUUGUCGCCCUCCAGCCCUUGGAUUUCCUGUUAGGCGUGGAGUUGGACAGUGACCUGAAGGUGACCCAGGUGGCCCCAGCCCAUCUCACAGUGGCCAGUCAAGUUGAGCCUAUAGGAAGGCCUCCUUCCGGCCCAGGUUGCAAGCUGUGGGGUGACUCGUCCAGAGCACACCCGCUGCCGUUGUCUGCACUCACCGUCUCCCCAUGACAUACCGUCUGGAGGCCACCUGGGCAUCAUGCAUGCUUAACACCCCUGGCCUUGUGGCUGGGACUCUGGACAGUUCAUCAUGGAGAUAGGGGGCCCUGUACUGAAUACAUGGUCUUUGUUGACAUCACAGGCUUGCCAAGCUGAGGUAAGGGGUGCCUGGACAGGGAGUAGUGCUGGGCCUGUUCACAACUCGGUUAUACCACUGGAUGCUAUCCUGUACUCUGACCAGCCCAAGGAAGGUCAGGGGCGGGGAGGUUGUUAACGCCUCCCUUUAUACUAGCUCCUUCCAGCAGUGUCUCUCCAGCCCUGAAUGGUCCAGAGAGCAGUGAAAGAACUCCCCGUUAAAUACCUACCGUAUUGCCAGCCUCCUGAUUCAUUUCAUAGAUGAAGACAUUGAAGCUCAAAAACAUUCAAUGGGGGAGUUUCUUGGUGGUCCAGUGGUUAAGACUCU